AUGCUGCCUCGCUCGGUGAGGCAUUGCAUAUGUCCACCAUGUCAAUUCAACUACGGUGCCCGGACGGGCGCAAGAGUUUCCUUCGCAAUCUCACCUACUCAAAAUCCACGAUUGUUCUGCUCUAGCAGCGUCCAGCGUCUUCGGAACCGUACCCGGAUCCGGAAAGUUGUGCAGGGCGAUGCAGAGAGACAGGGCGCGUCUAUACAAGAGAAUGGCGAGGAUGCUAAAGGCAAGAAGGCCCAUGGCGGCCGAAAGAACUCGACUCAGAAACCAAGGGCUCAAGGACAGCUAGCGGAAGGACCUGCAGCAGCGCAGUUGCGCUCGACCGCAGAUCAUGCGUUGACCCCAGCCCAGAAAGACGAGCUCUAUGCCUACGCACGAUUCAGGACGAAGAUGCGCCGUACCGCUUCAAAAUUGAUACCAAAUGUUGCAUCGGGGACCCAGGACUUGACCAUAGACGAGGUGCUGGAUCGGUUACAGCUCCGGAGCAGAUGGACGGGUUUCAACCGUGGAGUGGCCAAGCUUCGGUCCGUCUAUUCUGGACGUUCCUACGAAGAGGUGGACAAUGACCUUGGGCUUGUGGUGCCCUUGUUGGGAAGCGGGAAUCAACCUCUCUCGGACGAAGCAGCAAGAAUAUUAAGCGCGCUAGGAUUGCUGGACAGCAGUCUAGUCUCAGAUCCUGUUGGUCCGCAUGCAGAGGCAUCUCCGGCGUCAGAAAUGACAAGAGGCCCACCAACACCAGAACCGCACGCUCUGAGCAUCGAAACUUCCAAUUCCCUGCUGCGCCCUUUCCGAAAGGUUGUCCCUGCGACCGAGGACCAUAACGAGGAUAUUAUCAUUGCUGGCAAAAUCCCGCAGAGACUUAGACAAGAUACAACGCGGAGACAUGAGGUCAUGCCGCAAGAAAAGGACAAGGACAGAAUUGCCCUCAUGAUAGGAGACAGUGUGCGAGAGGCAAUGGGUGACGCAUUCUCACUGGUACCUUUGACCUCGGAGCCUCCGAAUGUGCCGAGACUCAGCCACGACUUGUCGCGUGUGUUAUUCAAUCCUGGCGUCUACCAGCUACAGGAUCCACGGUCAAGAGUAUGGAACUUCGAUCCAUAUCUCGGCACCCUAAUGCCUGCCUCCGAGUUCAAUUACGAAGCGUUGAACAAGUACAUUACCUCAUCUGAGGAUAUCCACCUUCGAGAAGUGGCCCUGCAACACACAAAACGCUAUAUCGGUUCCACAUCAAGUAUGUCGGGAGUCCUUUCCCAUUUCCAUUUCCUUCUUUCAGCUUUUCGGAGUCUCAACUUGGAGACCUUGACUCGAGGGUUCAAGGACGAUGGCGUCCAUUUUACGAGGCUGCAGAGAGGCCCCACGGCAAUCUUUCUCCGGCACAAAGACGGGGUAUAUGCCGUGGAUGCGGAUAAAGAAUUCGAUUCUGCAAAUAUCCUCAUGAGUCUCGGCCGCUCUAUGGAGAAGCUCUUGACACUCGACAAAGACGAAUUCGAACGCUAUAGAAGGACCAAGGAUGCGGAUAAAGGGGAACAGAUGCCCGCCACUGAACCCGAGGUAUAUCACUAUUCAGGACUGGGCGAGUUCCUUUUGCGUUCCCAACUUGACGCGCACGAUCCUCGCCUGCCCGGAACAGGCAUGUUUGAUCUCAAGACGCGAGCGGUGGCAGCUGUCCGCAUGAUGGUCCACAACCAUGAAGUAGGUGCGGGCUAUCAGAUUAAGCAGAGAUUUGGAACCUGGGAAUCGUAUGAACGAGAGUACUACGACAUGAUGAGAUCUGCCUUUCUCAAGUACUCUCUCCAGGUCCGCAUGGGCCGCAUGGACGGCAUUUUCGUCGCAUAUCACAACACCGAACGUCUGUUUGGGUUUCAGUACGUACCUAUUUCGGAGCUUGAUCUGGCGCUGCACGGCCAGUCCAACCAAACUUUGGGAGACCAGGAAUUCUCACUAAGCAUCCAGCUCCUGAAUAACAUUUUCAACGAAGCGACGAUGAAGCACCCAGGUCGAUCCCUUCGGUUUCACUUUGAAGCCAGGGAGGCCACGGCCACGUCUCCUCCUUACAUGUAUAUCUUUGCGGAGCCGGUCACGGAGGAAGAGAUCGUCGAGAUUCAAAAUCUGAAAAAGGAAGAAAUCCGAGCAUUCGAGGAACGUCUCUUUAACCCUCGACAGACCCAAGAGCACGAGAGCGCCCAUGACGAGGAUGAGACAGAGCUUGAGGCCGAAAGCGACGACGCUGGAUCUAACAACGAAUCUGACUCCUCCCCAAAGCCCGUCACCCCAUCUACCAGAACUGCGGAUCCAUCUGGUCGCUCCAACGCCGCAAAUGUCGCAUUUCUGGACAGCAUCUUGGGUAUGAAUAUCAACGAGGCUUUGGGAUCAAAACCGGGUGAUGACGACGUCUCCCAAUCAAGGGGAAAACCCGAAGAAGGCACGUCAGAUUUCCACACUUCGGCCCUCGAAGGGUCAAUUGCCGGAUCCCAAAUGCUGAAACCAUUGUCGGCAUGGAAGCUGAAUAUUCGGAAUCUGGUCAACGGACUGCCUGUCGUCCGACCUGAAAACCUGAAAGAAGGAGAUACCUGGAAGCUGCAGUACACGCUGAAGCCGCUCUCCGACCAUCAAGCUCGUCGGCAUUACGCCUUGUGCAAGAAUCGACGCAAAGCCUCGCUGGAAGCUCCACAGGAUGCAGACGAAGCCGCCAGCUUCUACAUUCGACGUCUCGUAUCGAUGAGCCGCAGCGGAGCACAGUGGCGGCGUCAUCUGGACAAACUUGAUGCCCAGCGCAAACGGGUUGUACUUUAUGGGGAUGAUAGAUGA
Messenger RNA from Fonsecaea multimorphosa CBS 102226, 2811 nucleotides. RefSeq lists its product as uncharacterized. Gene Ontology annotation, biological process: mitochondrial RNA 5'-end processing. The record is from RefSeq and is a predicted model, not a curated record. The transcript has a single exon. NCBI's taxonomy places the organism in Eukaryota, Fungi, Ascomycota, Eurotiomycetes, Chaetothyriales, Herpotrichiellaceae. Gene Ontology annotation, cellular component: mitochondrial envelope; mitochondrion. Bases 1 to 2811 code for a protein of 936 amino acids.